Gadus macrocephalus (Pacific cod) is the source of this 1112-nucleotide messenger RNA. RefSeq names its product homeodomain-interacting protein kinase 4-like. The transcript has 3 exons. NCBI's taxonomy places the organism in Eukaryota, Metazoa, Chordata, Actinopteri, Gadiformes, Gadidae. Gene Ontology annotation, molecular function: ATP binding; protein serine/threonine kinase activity; protein tyrosine kinase activity. Bases 192 to 1112 code for a protein of 306 amino acids. The record is from RefSeq and is a predicted model, not a curated record. Gene Ontology annotation, cellular component: cytoplasm; nucleus. Gene Ontology annotation, biological process: peptidyl-serine phosphorylation; peptidyl-threonine phosphorylation.
AAACUACGUUUUUAACCCAUUUUACAAUUCGUAUCAAUCAGAAUUAGAUUUUAAUUUACCCAAAAUGUUUGACACCAAAAGGACACCUUUGGAAUUCUAUCGUCCAGACAACGAUACAAACACAUGCAACAUGACAUGUUGUUUAUUAUUGAAACUGUCAAUGACGAUUUGCAAGACGCUCCUCGAACAUAAUGAGAGAUCUGUUUUCCAACACCGAGGUGUACCACGUACUGGAGCAGAUCGGGAAAGGCACCUUCGGGACCGUAUCGAGAUGCUGGAGGAGCCGAGACGGAGCACUGGUGGCCGUCAAAAUGUUAAAAUUUGACCCGCAGAGGAACCGGGUGAUACGCAAUGAAUUGAAACUAAUACGCCUCGUUUGCAGAGAGGAUCUAUCAAACUGCCACAUCGUUCGCUUCUUUGAGGAGUUUCACGACCAAAGACACCACUAUCUGGUGUUUGAGUUGCUAGAGAUGAGUCUUCACCAGCUGCAGAGGAAGAAUGGAUUCAAACCCCUAAGCGUGCGCGUCAUCCGCGUCAUCACCGGCCAGAUGCUGAAAGCGCUGCAAAAGUUGAAGGAUCUCGCGAUCAUCCAUGCGGACUUGAAACCGGAGAACGUCAUGCUCGUGGACCACAGCCGCUACCCGUUCAGAGUGAAGUUAAUAGACUUCGGCUCCGCCAGUAUCUUCAGUGAGGUGCGCUUUGUGAAAGCACCGUACAUCCAAUCCAGGUACUACAGGGCCCCAGAGGUCCUGCUGGGCCUGCCCUUCAGUUGGAGGGUGGACAUGUGGUCCCUCGGCUGCGUGAUGUCAGAGCUCUACCUGGGCUGGCCCCUCUACCCCGGAGAUUCAGAGAUGGAGCAGGUGCGCUACAUCUGUGAGACACAGGGUCUGCCCCACGCCAGCCUGCUCUGCUCCGCCAGCAAGUCACACAUGUUCUUCAACCGUAUCAAGUAUGUAGUGCGUGUGUCUGUGUGUGUGUCUGUGUGUGUGUGUGUGUGUGUGUCUGGGUGUGUGUGUGUGUGUGUGUGGACGCGCGUGUUUGACAUCCCACGCCUGCAUUUGUGGUCGCUACCUUGCUCAGGAACAGCAGCGGAGCCACUCAGUGGCAGCUGA